AUGCCGCUCUUUGUGGUCGUUGCAAUUGUGUGGAUUGCCGUGCCGCCGACCACAGUGACAGCGUCGACGAAAGCUUCAUCAAUGCCAGCUGGAGCCCAGACAACGUUGUACGGCAGUUAUGGCGAGAGCAUGGCGCGGGAGCACGAUAAUCGUUGGCUGCCAACGGGGGAGAAGGAGGCGAUGUCGUCCAUGUUGCAGCGCUACGGCUUGCGGUACGAUGCGGCAGAGGGGGAGCGACGCAGCUAUAGAAGCGAUUCGUCUAGUUUGGGCGGACACGGCCAGGGCGGUUUGGGAGCUGUGCUUAAUGGGCUCACAAAUCUCUCGGGCCUGGGACACAUUAGCAACGGCUAUGCCUCAGUGGCGCCCACGCACACCGAAGCCUUGGCAGCCGCCUCGUCAAAACAAGAGAUACCAAUUUAUGAAGAGCAGCAUGAGGAUGCGGCCGUUGCGGCACUGGCGGCAACAGCCAGCGAUUACGGCGAUACAGAGGCAGGUCGAAGCGGCCAGCACUCAGCGAUUUACAAUUUUCCAGCUGCUGGCGCUGAGCAUGCGGCUGGCUAUCUGCCGGCUUUCAGUGGAGCAGAGCAGGCCGCGUGGACGCCCUCAUCGGCGCCGCAAUACCAGCAGACACAGGAGGCGGGCGGCAGCCAUUACGCCUACGACAAAAUGUCGGUGGGAAAUUUUCUAAAUUCUGGCUACGAAGCAUUCCAGCAGCAUCAUGCCGAGGAGCAGCAGCAUCAGCAGCAGCAGCAGCACCAGCAGCACCAGCAGCAGCAACAACUAUUGGAGCACGCGUCCUAUUUCACACCUCACGAGAACGAGAACGGGCCAUCAGCCGGAUCGGACUCAGCAGGCAGCGGACCCAGCGAUUACGAGCAGCAAUCAGAGGGAGAUGAGCACGGCAGCAAUUUCCUAGCCGAGUCAAGUGCUCACGAAGACAGUCACGGCCAGUCGCAUCAUCAUCACCACGUGGACAUCAUCAACUAUGUGCCCGUGAAGCACGUCAAGACACAGCAUGUGCCCGUCGAGAAGCCUGUCAAAAUUCCGAUCUCUCAUGCUGUCAUCAUACCGAUCAAGAAGCCCGUUCCCAUACACAUACCCAUCACCAAGCAGGUGCAGGUCGCCGUGGAGAAGGAGCUCAAGGUGCCGGUGGAGCGGCUGGUGCCAGUGCCCGUGGAGAAGCACAUACCCGUGCCCGUCGAGAAGCGUGUGCCCUACACGGUCAUCAAGUAUUUGCCCAUCAAGGUGCCCAAGCCCUUUCCGGUCAAGGUGCCCGUGUUCAAGACGGUGCUGCAUAAGGUCAAGAGCUGGUGGUAAUACCCGUUUCCCGUUACUCCAAGCACACAAUUAUAUAAUAAUUGCGUUACUCAUACGACCCGUGCUGCGAGGCAAACACUGUCAUG
Messenger RNA from Drosophila hydei, 1403 nucleotides. RefSeq lists its product as uncharacterized. NCBI's taxonomy places the organism in Eukaryota, Metazoa, Arthropoda, Insecta, Diptera, Drosophilidae. The coding region runs from base 1 to 1317 and encodes 438 amino acids. The record is from RefSeq and is a predicted model, not a curated record. The transcript has a single exon.